Molecule: messenger RNA, 612 nt
Organism: Mucor mucedo
Lineage: Eukaryota; Fungi; Mucoromycota; Mucoromycetes; Mucorales; Mucoraceae
Product: Alpha/Beta hydrolase protein
Exons: 2
Coding region: 1-612 (203 amino acids)
Biological process (GO): proteolysis
Molecular function (GO): serine-type peptidase activity
Source: RefSeq, a predicted model, not a curated record
AUGAAAACGUUUUGUUACGGUCCUGUUGAGAAUGACCCGUUGCGUUCAAUUGACUUUUACGAGUCAGAAAAGAAGAGUCAAGUUCCACUCUUUGUACUUCAUCCGGAUCAUAUGCUGGAUGUAGGGAAAGCCCUCGAGUACCUCUACAAGACACCUAAUGCUAGCUACGAUCACGAGAAAAUCUACAUGAUUGGGCAUUCUGCCGGUGGACACAUGGCCACGAUGUUUAUGGUGGAUACUUCCUUACCCUAUCAUCGUUAUUUGGCGGGCAUUGUGAGUAUAUCGGGUAUUCACGAUAUUCCUUUACUGGUAAAGACAUUUCCUUCUUAUUUGGAUUUCAUUGAACAAGCAUUUGGUCCAGACAAUCACCAUGAUGCUUCACCUGUCAGUAAAUUCUCAGGGGAACUAAAGAAGGGGAAACCCAUUGUGAUUGCCCAUAGUAUGCAAGAUACACUUGUCAAUCUUGAACAAGCGCAUGUCAUGGUAAAUCAUUUAAAGUCGAUGGGUGCUAAUGUUACCUUGGAUACGAGUAUCGUUGGAGAUCAUUACGAUAUCAUGAACAAGGGGAACUUGAUUCCACUUUUGUCUUUUAUAUCCAAUUGUGACGUCUGA